Messenger RNA from Condylura cristata (star-nosed mole), 1778 nucleotides. It is a transcript of the gene DMAC1, whose product is annotated as transmembrane protein 261. The transcript is spliced from 2 exons. Bases 50 to 394 code for a protein of 114 amino acids. The record is from RefSeq and is a predicted model, not a curated record. Lineage: Eukaryota; Metazoa; Chordata; Mammalia; Eulipotyphla; Talpidae.
CGUCAGCCUGAUCCAAAGGCUCCCUAGGCUGAAGGCUGAGUUCCUAAUCAUGGGUUCUCAUAUAUCCCAGCCUCUCGAGCGAGUCAAGGUCGUUUCGCCUCCUGAGGCCACCUCCUCCGCCAACCCCGCGCCCUUCGCUGCCCCUGGAGCGCCCACGUCUCCAGCGCAAGCGCCCGCAUUCAACAACUGCUGGAGCUGUCGUGUGCUGUCGGGAUUCGGGCUGAUGGGGGCGGGCGGGUACGUGUUCUGGGUGGCGAGGAAACCCAUGAAGAUGGGAUACCCUCCGAGUCCAGGAACUGUUACGCAGAUGGUCGUCGGCAUCAGUAUUGCCUGUUGGGGUAUAAUCAUCCUGUCAGAUCCCAAAGGAAAGGCCUUCCGUGUUGGUUUAAAGUAACACCAGUGAAAUUGUCAUCUAUUCCUAACACAGAGCAAGCACGGGACUUUUGGACAUUCUAGGCAGACAUGUGGACAUUGACAGACUUCAGUUCUUCAGUUAUUACACGACUGAAAAGACAAAUAUGAACUAUCAUUCUUUGGCUCAAGGCAUUUUUGGCCUUGUUAGGUUUCACAGGGUCCAAUAAAUCCUUAGAAAAGAAAAACAAAUUCUAUAUCCUUUCUGCGGGAAGAGAGCAUUACUAUAGAAAAGAUAGUAGAAACAAUAAGCCAAAUGGGGAAAUGAACUAAGCUGUUUUUUUUUGUUUUGUUUUGUUUUAAUUAUCUCUUCCAAAAUUGGGUUAAUACAUGUUACCUUACGGAACUAACUCUGUUUAGGCACCAUGCAGUAUGUAGACAUACAUAAAACUUUGUAUCUGUGUACCUCUCAUGCUUGCCUAGGUAUUAUGAUACCCAUUACCUUACAGACUUAUAGAGCUAUUCUGAGGUGAUUAUAUCAUUGGUAUAAGUGAACUUGAGAAAAAGUUCUCAUGAUUUCACACAGACUGGUUCAGCAAGUCAGUGAUGGCAUUUUGGACUUAAUCUUGCUAAUGUUUGUUCUAUUAGGAUGGAUCCAAAGGCUUUAAAAAUUACCUUUAUGAAACAAUUAAAAAAAAAAAAAAAAAAAGUUUUUCUACAAGUAUGUAAAAAGUUUCUGUGAUAAAAUUGAAAUACUUUUGAAAUAAGGGCUCAAAAUUGGCCAGUUGACCUCUAAGAGAAAUCUGUACUUCAUACCAGUUUUCACACCUGAUGUUUCUUAGGUUCUCUGUAAAGUUGUACACAGCUGUUUUUUAAAGCAUGUUUUUUUUUUCAAUAUAUAAAUUCAGCUACCAAUCACUAUAAAUUUAAACAUUACAUAAGUAAUUUUGGGGACUUAAUUUUUUCUAGUGUUGAUUUGGAAUCCUUAAUAUACUAAGCCUCACAAACUACAGUAAGAUUUUGGCAUUGUAUAUGUCAGUUUACUGUAAAGGUGGUACUGUGUGUAUCUUCAACUGAGAAGAGACAUUUAAACAUAAAUAAGGUUUUGUGUGUGUGUGUGUGUGUGACAUUUUAACCGCUUGUGUGGUUUUAAUAAACAUAGAUAAUAUAAAUUGGAAGGUAUUAUAGAGGACCCAAAGCAGGCUGCCAUCCCAAAGGCCAAUUUUGCAUAUGAUCAUGCUUCCUCUAAAACAACAAUGAGGAAGUUACUUCCCACUUUAAAAGGCAAGUCAUUCAUUUGAUGGUCAGCUUUAUCUGAAUUUUGUUAGUUUAAGCUAACAAAACAUAAAUCUAAAUUACUGUUCUGGAACUACUGGAUAAAUAAAACAAUUCAAACUUAUUGUAAUAUAAUUGUAACAUCUCAGAAU